Molecule: messenger RNA, 1155 nt
Organism: Guyanagaster necrorhizus
Lineage: Eukaryota; Fungi; Basidiomycota; Agaricomycetes; Agaricales; Physalacriaceae
Exons: 3
Coding region: 1-1155 (384 amino acids)
Biological process (GO): tRNA modification
Source: RefSeq, a predicted model, not a curated record
AUGAGUGUUCCGUUUCCAGCGUCUGGUUUAUUCAUCGAAUCCGUUCGUGAGUCUGCCCGUAAAGCACGAACUGAUAACAAAAUCUCUGUCACCAAUGGAUCAAUUUCCCGUCUUCUAACUUCACCUGCAUUUACCCUGUCCUUCGCUGGCGUGAGCAAGUCGCAUGGCCUUUCCAUGCCGCUCAAUUUCUCGUCGCCCCUCGCAGAGCUAAAUGUUCUUGCUAUCCUCUCUUUGUUGAAUUUUGGCUCGGGUUACCGUGUACCCCUUCAUGAAGCAACUGGGCGUGGCGCGUGGGAUUCAAUGCGUGCUCUGGUGCUAUCGAUGUAUAUUGCCGAUGAUGGACUGCUCACCGCACGGGGAAUGCAAUCUGUGGACGUCGGCAAGGUUGCGGAGCUGAUGUGUGUCAACAUUCAUGUUGAGAAAGCGCAUGAGUCAAUUCCGGGCGUGACGGUGGGCGAGCUUGGGGGCGCAAUGUAUGAACUCACAACCUUGAUUACGGGCGUCCUGAAUGAGACGGGAGAUGUUUUGGUCACAGCAGGGUAUCCUGAUCUUGGAACGUUUGUUGCACAGUGCCUGGAAGCCAGGGAUGCACAAGUCAUUCUUGAACGGCUUGUUCGUGCGAUCCCAGCAUUCAGAGACAUGGCUCUCGUCAACGGACAUCCCAUUUACUGUUUCAAAAAAGCCCUGUUUUUGAUCAACGGUAUCCGCGUCCGUUUCGGUGCUGCAUCUUCGUUCCCAUUCCCGUUUCCAAUCCCUUCCACUUCCCAUCUGCCCAUCUUUAGUGACAACGUUAUUCCAUCCUUGCUCAUCCAUCUGGGUGUCAUUGAUCUCUCAGCAUCCCCGAUACUGCAAGGAGUCUUCUUGGAGGCACACUCUGAGCAGAAAAUAGCGUCUCUGUUGAAGACCAGCAACGUUUCCAGCCGGCACAAGUCUCGGGGGUUGCUUCGGGAAGGGCCUAAAUUAACGGCCGAACAGUCAUUCGUUUUACGUGCUGCUGCGAUUGAUGCUUGCGAAAUGAUUGUGUCGGCAGCUGAAUCAUCGUCUUUAGGGAUUACCUUGAGCGACCUUGAUGCGUGGCUCUGGCAGAUUGCUAAGGAUCGAGAUGAUUAUCGACAGUUGGAAAGGUUCGCUGAGAAGGAGACGGUAUUUUUUUGA